Molecule: messenger RNA, 321 nt
Organism: Haemonchus placei
Lineage: Eukaryota; Metazoa; Nematoda; Chromadorea; Rhabditida; Trichostrongylidae
Source: the annotation of a GenBank genome assembly
AUGCCGGCUACCCGCUCUAAAGCUGCGUCCAACAACAGGGCCAUGGCCCAGCUCUCUGACACGAAGCUUGCCAAGUCGGAUCCUGGGACUGUCCAGGCUUUCGACAUCUCCGAGGACAUUGCCGACGACCCUCUGCUGGGACGAGGAGCUAAGAUCAUACAGGACGCUACUUUGUCUGCACUGACUCAAGUGCGGAACGAUACAUGCGCCUUGGCGGCACAGCUAACUCAACGCAUCAAUGAGGGCAACGUGAGCGCUCGCAGCUUACAGUGUUUCGUACGACGAGAAAGCGACACACGAAGUCUCGGUUUUUGUACCUAG